AACUCAACUUAAAAAUAAUACUAUUUAAAAAUAUAAAAAUACACAAUGGAUUCAGAUGUGGAUUGUGGUGACAGCAUUUCGAAUUUCUCUGAAAACUCGAUGGACUACGAAGAAACUGAGGAGUAUAUUGUAGAGAGGAUUUUGGAUCGAAGGCGUUAUAUGGGCCAAAUACAAUACUUGGUCAAAUGGCUGGAUUAUAGCGAUGAGGAUAAUACCUGGGAAUCGGCAGCGGAUCUCGAUUGCCAUUCACUAAUUAAUUCGUUUGAGUCGCAAAUAAGUCUGAAGAGGGGUCAGGAGCUGAAUAAUCAAUACGAAAGUAAAGCUAAACGGCUGAAAAUCGAUCCGUUUCUAGUUGUAGAUAGUCCCUUUAAUCAUGGAUUCACUGCUCAAGAAAUUCUCAAAGGCUCCAAAAACAAUGGUGAAAUAUCGUUCUUAAUUAGGUUUUGCCAUCUCGAUCAACCUCAAGUGGUGCCAAGUGGAAUUGCAUAUGUGGAAAUUCCGCAGAUGGUUCUGAAAUUUUAUGAAAAUCAUUGCGAUUUUCACGAUUUAAAUAAUCGUAAUAAUUAUAUAUCUUGACUUGCAGUUCUGGAUCUUCAAAAAAAAUAUAAUAUAUUUUAUAUGU
Messenger RNA from Drosophila sechellia, 622 nucleotides. It is a transcript of the gene HP1e, whose product is annotated as Heterochromatin Protein 1e. NCBI's taxonomy places the organism in Eukaryota, Metazoa, Arthropoda, Insecta, Diptera, Drosophilidae. The record is from RefSeq and is a predicted model, not a curated record. The transcript has a single exon. Gene Ontology annotation, cellular component: nucleus. Bases 46 to 576 code for a protein of 176 amino acids.